GUUGAUGUCAGUGACUGAGAGACCGUGGCAGUGAACAUAGUGCGAUCGCAACAGUGCUGUGUGCCGAGAGAUGGGAGAGCAGCGGGGAUGUACGUGUACCAGAUCCCUAAUGUGACUGGCUCCAGCUCCAGGAAACGGCAGUUCAUUUCUCCAGAUGGCUCUGACCAUGCUUCUCAUUUCUAUCAGAGACCCAGCAAAGAGACUGCCAUUCGGAAUGCUAUCACAGCACAACUGUGCAGGUGCAGCAGCUGCAACCUGCUUAGUAUUUAUGUUCCUGGUCACCAUCAUACAAAACACCUCAGCACAGCAUCUCACAGUAGUGCCAAAUGUUGGCAUGAGCCUCAGGCCUUCAAACAUAUCAGCAUCCAUAGAAAUACUAGCUUCGCGACGUCGUAGGCGUUACGUUCGGUUUCCGGCCCUGUCUGGAAGCGAAUCACUGAGUGGGGCGGGUCGACUGGUGUACCCUCAUAGCCCCCGACCGCCCCCCAACCUGCACUCCGGCCACAGUUCAUGGAUUCCUGUUAGGCAUAAGCAACAACAUUACCAGGUGACUGCACCUGCUGUGGGAGGUCACUAUACAAGAGUUCCUCAGAUGGGGCAGAGGAGCCCUAGACUGGUGUUUCGGGACCCAGACAUACCUGGUACUAUCCAUGCCUCCUCUCCAUACUACAGCCAGCAGGCAGCAAACAGUCUUCAGGAACUUGUCACUGACGACUCCAGAGGAUGUGGAGUUUCUAUUGGAAAAUUAGGCCCCGGCUUGGGUGCCCAGCGCCGUGUUGUUGGCGGUGAUGAGGCUGGAUUUGGCAGCUUCCCGUGGCAAGCAUACAUCAGAAUUGGGUCCAGUCGAUGUGGCGGAUCUCUUGUCAACCGUUACCAUGUUGUCACAGCUGGACAUUGUGUUGCAAGGGCAUCAGCAAGACAAGUUCAGGUCACACUGGGUGACUAUGUCAUCAAUUCUGCAGUAGAGCCAUUGCCAGCAUAUACGUUUGGGGUUCGUGAGAUUCGAGUACACCCAUAUUUCAAGUUCACACCCCAAGCAGACCGUUUUGAUGUGGCUGUGCUACGCCUGGAUAGGCCCGUGCAGUACAUGCCACACAUUGCACCCAUCUGCCUACCUGAGAAGGGUGAAGAUUUCCUAGGGCAGUAUGGAUGGGCAGCUGGCUGGGGAGCUCUGCAGGCAGGUUCCCGACUUCGACCUAAGACUCUGCAGGCUGUGGAUGUGCCAGUGAUAGACAACCGCCUCUGUGAACGCUGGCACAAGUCCAAUGGUAUCAAUGUUAUCAUUUAUGAUGAGAUGAUGUGUGCAGGAUACAGGGGAGGCGGUAAGGAUUCCUGCCAGGGGGACUCAGGUGGUCCACUCAUGAUGGAGAAAGCAGGAAGAUGGUACCUUAUCGGAAUAGUGUCAGCUGGGUACUCCUGUGCACAGCGUGGCCAGCCUGGUAUAUACCACAGGGUGGCACAUACAGUGGACUGGAUCUCAUACAUUAUAAAUUCUACUUGAAGCUGACUCCCACCUUCACACGAGCCUGAUCUCCUCAGCAGUAUUUCCUGUGUCAGUUUAUUUAUAUUAUGCAAACAGUGAAUUCAAAGAACAACACAAAGUCAGAAGGUUAUCCAGUGGACCUUGUUAAUGACUGCAUUUUCCUUCUUAUUUGUGGAUAUUUUGUGCACAACUUGUUCCAUGCUGGUCCUGUGUUCAACUCUUCUUUUGUGCCCUGAGUGUUAAAGACAAGCUCUGUGUGACAUAAAGAUAGUGAGGUGAAAUGUGAAUGCCUCUGAAGUCUUUGUGGGUUGCUACCACCAGUUAUACAUAUGGAAACUUCAUGGAGGCUAGUAACAACACCGGAAGAAAGAAAACUUCUGUUGGUUUCAGUUUUAGACCUUAUUACAAUUGAAUACUCCACAUCAGUAAUAACAAUUUUACCAUGCUAGUGAAAUCUAGUAAUGCAGGCGUACAUGAGUAUGUCAACUCAACAAAAAAGAGAAUGGUAAUAUACACUGUCACUCGUUGAUAAAUUCUGGGUGGUGCAGUGUAACUACAAACUCUUUACAAUGCGAGAAGCCAAUUCGCUGGCGUACAGUAGUGCUUUAUUGCAGUGGAGUGCCCAGGAAGCAGUUAUGGGUAACACAGUCUUGUCAUGGACUUUUGCCAUUUAUAGUACAAUUUUAUGACUACUAUUAAGCACUGGAGCACCUUUCUUGGAAUUUUUAAGGCAAAUACUUGCAAUAAAAAUUCAUUUUUGGGUGACAAAUUUCUUGAAAUGCACACCAAUUUGAUUUACAUAAGGCUUCCACAUCCUGUUACAGGGACAGCUUACUUUUUUUUUUCUAUUUUCCUUCCUUUCUACUUUCAAAGGACAAAUGCAUUUAGGCCUGUUUGUACAUGAAUGUAAUUACAAACAUUGUAAUUCACAACCACUCAGAGAAGUAGAACUGACUUAAGAGAGGCACUAAAAACAAGGAGGAAUAUACUAGUAUGAGUCUCUAACAUCAGCAGCACAAAAA
Molecule: messenger RNA, 2505 nt
Organism: Cryptotermes secundus
Lineage: Eukaryota; Metazoa; Arthropoda; Insecta; Blattodea; Kalotermitidae
Product: chymotrypsin-like protease CTRL-1
Exons: 10
Coding region: 155-1501 (448 amino acids)
Biological process (GO): proteolysis
Molecular function (GO): serine-type endopeptidase activity
Source: RefSeq, a predicted model, not a curated record